AAAACCACUAUUUACAUUUCUACCCCGAGGCUGUCUUUUUCUCUCUCUUCCACUAUCUUCAAAGUGGACUAUCCAUCCUUGUAGCUCAACCAUCAGACCUUGCAGAAACAAGGAAACUAGAGAGAAAAAGCGAGAGCUCCCCACAAGAGAAGAGAAGAGAAGAGAAGAGGCAAAAGAGAAGACACACACAACACACAACCAAGCAGCUUGGGGGAAGAAGAGAGAGAGAGAGAGAGAGUGCCCAAUGGAGCUGUUCCCUUCCCAGCCGGAUCUAUCCCUCCAGAUCGGUCUCCCCGCGAGUGCAACACCACACGGCCACGAUCACCACCGUGCCAUGAGCGGGAGGUUCUUCGGCCCCCCGACCCCGAGUAGCAGCAACAUCGGCGGAAACCCGGCCAUGGCGGCGUCGUUGCCGCUUCCGUUUCCCAUGACGCCUAUGCCUCUGCCACCCCAACACGCCGCCGCGCCGGGGCACGGCGGUCUCUACUACCAUCACCACGCCGUCCCCGACGGCCGCAUGCUACAGCCCAUACGGGGCGUGCCGCUCUACCCGACGCCGUUCCCGCCCCCGCCUCCACACGGCGGCCCCUCAGCCGCGGCCACCGCGCCUUGUUACUGCGAUCCAUGCCACGUCGCCGGCGCUUGGCGCCGCGGCGUCGGUGGGUGUGGCGGGCGCCUCCUCGGGUUCCCGGCGCCGAAGCGCGCCGCACGCGCGCCUCGCAUGCGGUGGACGUCCACGCUCCACUGCCGCUUUGUCCACGCCGUGGAGCUUCUCGGCGGCCACGACAGGGCGACGCCCAAGUCAGUUCUCGAACUCAUGGAUGUGAAGGAUCUCACCCUAUCUCAUGUGAAAUCUCACUUGCAGAUGUACAGGACUGUGAAGAAUACCGAAAGGCCGGCAGCUUCGUCAGCAGAUCAGGCUGACGGCUUCGAGAACGGGUCGGCUGGCGAGAUCUGCGACGACAACUUGCUUGACCUGCGAGGCGGCGGUAGGCCGGAGGCAGUGGCAGCAGCCACACGGAAUGGAAGGUUAGCUGCAAGCGACGAUGACAGGAGCAUCGGCGCCGGUGCAACUCAUGGUGGUGCCCUGUGGAAUAGCUCCUCAAGGGACGAGGAUUGGUCUGGCUUUCCUUGUGACUCCAACAACGAAAGCAUGCAAUCUUUCAAGGAUCAUAUGCAGUCCAAGAGCCUAGAGAUCCUAUCAGACAUGAACUCCUGCCUGUCAGAGACGACGUCCAGCGCAAGCGCCCCGAACCUUGACUUCACCCUAGGGCGACCGCACCAAUGCCGGAGCUGAAAAGCGGUCGGCGUCAACUGUAUUCUGAUCGAUCUCAUCGACGUCGGCAAGAAUUAGAGUUACUUUUAGUUAAUUUGUCCGUUCAUCAUGCAUGUUCAUUACGAUGGCCCCAAUUCCAUCUUUGGUCGUUGAAAGGUGGGUAUCGGAUGGCAGGGGAAAGGAGGAACUAUAGUUAGGUAGGGGUACGUAGGUCGAUCUCCAAUGAAAAGCGCGUUUUCUAGUGGAAAUGUGUCUCAUGUUUAGGCAAUCAAAAAGGCUCUUCUUCUUC
Messenger RNA from Hordeum vulgare subsp. vulgare (domesticated barley), 1565 nucleotides. RefSeq names its product probable transcription factor KAN2. The coding region runs from base 245 to 1297 and encodes 350 amino acids. Lineage: Eukaryota; Viridiplantae; Streptophyta; Magnoliopsida; Poales; Poaceae. The transcript has 6 exons. Gene Ontology annotation, molecular function: transcription cis-regulatory region binding. The record is from RefSeq and is a predicted model, not a curated record. Gene Ontology annotation, biological process: regulation of DNA-templated transcription; abaxial cell fate specification. Gene Ontology annotation, cellular component: nucleus.